Molecule: messenger RNA, 807 nt
Organism: Ruditapes philippinarum (Manila clam)
Lineage: Eukaryota; Metazoa; Mollusca; Bivalvia; Venerida; Veneridae
Product: heat shock 70 kDa protein 12A-like
Exons: 1
Coding region: 1-807 (268 amino acids)
Source: RefSeq, a predicted model, not a curated record
AUGAGAAUACCCGAAUCUCUGCGUAAAAAGUAUAAACGACAAAGCACAAAAACCUUCACAAAUGCUGUUGAAACAUCUUCAUAUGCUGACAAUAUUACAUCUGUGGCUGACAAGAUAAAGUUUGACCCAUUUUUAUUUAAAAAACUAUUUGAUGGUUCGUUGACGAAAACAAUACAACAUACAGAAAGUCUUAUCAAAAAGCUAACUGUUCAACAGAUCAAAGCCAUUUUAAUGGUGGGAGGUUUUUCUGAGUCCCCUAUGCUUCAAGAGAGGGUUAAAUCCUGCUUUCGUGGCAUUGAUGUCAUCAUACCUGCAGAAGCGUCCUCCUCGAUAUUGAGAGGAGCGCUUAUUUUUGGACAUAGUCCAACUUCGAUCUCUGAGAGAGUUCUGAGGUAUACAUAUGGUAUAAGUAUCUAUACUCCAUUCAUAACAGGCAAACAUCCAGAAAGCAAGCGUGAAAAUACUGAUUCUGGACCUCAGUGCAGGGACGUGUUUAACAAGCAUGUUGAGAGAAAUCAAAAUGUCAAAGUAGGAGAGCCACAGGUUGUAAAAUCUUACUCACCUGUCAACAAAAAUCAGAAAAUCAUUCCUUUUUCCAUAUAUGCGUCUGACAUGAAAGAUCCCGAAUAUACAGAUGUUGGUUGCAAAUUCGUCGGGGAAAUGCAAAUAGAGCUCCAAGACCGCAAAAUAGAUGUGUCGCGUAAAGUUGAAGUAAGCCUUACAUUUAGUGGUACAGAAAUUGAGGUGAAAGCGAAAGAUGUAAAAACAGGGAAAUAUGAAAAAGCAUCGAUUAAUUUCCUGGGGUAA